AGGCAGCGAAGCGAGAUCCCUUCUCACGUGAGAGGCCGCCGAUGCCCAGAGAACCCCGUCCUGCUUACUGCAGAGCCUCGGCUCGCAAAGUGACCUAUUUCCGAGAGCCCGCUUGGACCCGGCUCGCUGCAUCCCUGCAGCCGGGGUGCCGCGGAAGGUGGGGGGCUCCGGGCGCGAUGAAGUGGGACCCUUAGCCCCCCGGCUCUGCAACCUGGGGAGAUCCCGGAGCCUCCGAGGCGGCUCCAAGUCUCCGGCCUCCCAACUUGGGCUCUCCGUCUGUCCGGACCCGGGGCCGAUCGAGAACCUCUUCUCUCCCUCUCUGCUCUCUCUGCGCCCGGCCCGGCGCUAUGAAGUGAGGCCCCGCCCCCGUCCCCUUGCCGUGCCCCCCGCCCCCCCUUGCCAUCAUGAGAGCGGCGGACUCCGCCACCUGGGAGAGGGUCAAAUUCCUCACGGGCCAGGUAGAAGCGUGCACUUCCUGCGGGGCCGGGAAGGAGCCCGCGGGGGAGCGAGGCUGGGGAGCUAGCCCGUGGGAGUGGGGGCGGGGGACGGAGCCCAAGCCGGAGCCCGAACCCCAUCGGGCGCCCCGGCCCCAACCCCUCGGAGCUCAGCCAGCGGCGCCCACCAUGAAAUCCGACGGUGACGAGAGGAAGCCGGUGUUACUCCGAGAAGAGGUAUCUCAGCUGCAAGAGGAGGUUCAUCUCCUCCGGCAGAUGAAGGAAAUGCUCACAAAGGACCUGGAGGAGUCUCACGGAAGCAAGUCCACGGAGAUUCUCUCGGCCACCGAGCUCAAAGUCCAGCUGGCCCAGAAGGAGCAGGAGCUAGCCAGAGCCAAAGAAGCCCUCUUGGCCAUGAAGGCCGAUAGAAAGCGUUUGAAGGCCGAAAAGACAGACCUCGUGAGCCAAAUGCAACAGCUCUAUGCCACCCUGGAGAGCCGGGAGGAGCAGCUUCGGGACUUCAUCCGGAACUAUGAGCAGCACAGAAAAGAGAGUGAGGAUGCGGUCAAAGCCCUGGCAAAAGAGAAGGACCUUUUGGAGCGGGAGAAGUGGGAGCUGCGCCGGCAAGCCAAAGAAGCUACAGACCAUGCCACAUCCCUGCGCUCACAGCUGGACCUGAAGGACAACAGAAUGAAGGAGCUUGAGGCUGAGCUGGCUAUGGCAAAGCAGUCCUUAGCCACCCUGACCAAGGAUGUCCCCAAGCGGCAUUCUCUCGCCAUGCCAGGUGAGACAGUUCUCAACGGCAAUCAGGAAUGGGUGAUGCAGGCGGACCUCCCGCUCACUGCGGCCAUCCGGCAGAGCCAACAGACGCUCUACCACUCACAUCCCCCCCAUCCCACAGACCGGCAAGCUGUCAGGGUGAGCCCCUGUCAUUCUCGGCAGCCUUCCAUCAUCUCUGAUGCGUCUGCAGCCGAAGGAGACCGGUCAUCGACGCCAAGUGACAUCAACUCCCCUCGUCACCGGACGCACUCCCUCUGCAAUGGGGACAGUCCCGGACCUGUACAGAAGAAUUUACACAACCCAAUUGUACAGUCACUAGAGGAUCUUGAAGACCAAAAAAGGAAAAAGAAGAAAGAGAAGAUGGGAUUUGGCUCCAUCUCCCGGGUCUUUGCCAGAGGGAAGCAGCGGAAAUCCCUCGAUCCAGGCCUCUUUGAUGACUCUGACAGCCUGUCCAGCCCAACCCGCCUCAGCCUGUCAGAAGGAGAGGAGCAGAUGGACCGGCUGCAGCAAGUGGAGCUGGUUCGAACCACCCCCAUGUCACACUGGAAAGCAGGAACUGUCCAGACCUGGCUGGAGGUGGUCAUGGCAAUGCCCAUGUAUGUCAAGGCCUGCGCAGAGAAUGUGAAGAGUGGGAAGGUGCUGCUGAGUCUGAGUGAUGAAGACCUGGAGACCGGCCUUGGCGUGUGCAGCUCCUUGCACCGCCGAAAGCUCCGUCUGGCAAUUGAAGACUACAGGGAUGCGGAGACUGGCAAAUGCUUGUCAAAGGCCUCAGACCUGGACCACCACUGGGUGGCUAAGGCAUGGCUCAAUGACAUUGGCCUGCCCCAGUACUCCCAGGCCUUCCACAACCACCUCAUCGAUGGGAGGAUGCUCAACUCUCUGAUGAAGAGAGACCUGGAGAAACACCUGAAUGUGUCCAAAAAAUUCCACCAGGUCAGCAUCCUACUCGGCAUCCAGCUCCUCUACCAAGUGAACUUCAGCAAAGAGGUUCUCCAGGAGCGACGGGCUCGUUGUGAGACACAGAACAUUGACCCAGUGGUCUGGACAAACCAGCGGGUGCUCAAAUGGGUACGGGACAUUGACCUGAAGGAAUAUGCGGACAACCUGACCAACAGUGGCGUCCAUGGAGCAGUGCUGGUCUUAGAGCCCACAUUCACGGCAGAAGCCAUGGCAACAGCCCUGGGCAUCCCCAGCGGAAGGCACAUCCUUCGGAGGCACCUGGCUGAAGAGAUGAGCACCAUCAUCAGCCCCGCCAGUGCUAUAGGCAUCCGAGAGGCUGAAAGGUUUGGGACCCCCCCAGGAAGGGCUUCCAGCGUCACUCGGCAGGGGAAGGAGGAGACCAGCAGCAGCGUCAAGUACAAAACUGGCCGGUUGCCACUAGGGAAGAUUGGAAGGGGGUUCAGCAGCAAAGACCUUGACUUCCAUGAUGACUAUGGCUCUCUCAGAAAUGAAGACUGCUUCGAUGAUGACCCUCAAGAUAGAUCAGAUCAGUGUCGUCUAGAAAACUACAGUGGACUUGAGGUUACCAAUGUGUAAAGAAUGGCUUUAUUCCCACCAGUCUCAUGGGCCAAGGAGAAAAAUCAAAGAGGGAAGGAAGGAGCUUAUGAAGAACCCACUGAUUGGGUGUACAGAGAAACUUUGAGCUAAGUGCCAACAUGGCAUUGUCGUCUUGCUAGCCAAGGGACACUUCCCAGACCAAACGCAGCCAAUCUGUAGACUGACCAACUUUAGGAGGCUCUACAGAAAUGAGCUCCUGGUGGGGACUGGAGAAUCCACAUCUAGAAGGCUCCAGAAAAGAUCAUAACCAUCCAACAUCCUGUCCUGGACUGUUUAGAUAUCCCUCCUCCUUGAAAGCAGGGGACUGACUAAGACCUCUUCAAAGUCACUCUGACCUCUAAAGUUCUAAGGUUCUCAGGCUUAAUUUCAGAGGGAACUUAGAGGUUAAAUAAUUUGUGAGCUACCCCUGAGUCCCAGACCAAGCCACCAUGGAUGGGAAAGACCCAUGUUUCCCCACCCCCUCAAAUGUCCUUCCAAGACUAGCUGGUGGGUUAACUCAGUAUUUCAGACACCGAUUUGAAUGAAAGGAAGAGCAACCAUGGAAAAAGGAAGAUGAUGGCCCAGCAAGCAACGCCUUUCUAGCUAGGGCAACCUAUUGGGAAAGCCUCCUGGGUGUGAUGUCAGAGUGAGAGCUUCACCUCCUGUUUUUCUUCUCCCUUUGAUUUCUAGUGGAUGAGGAGGGCUUCCCUGGCCUUCCAGACUCCAGCCUGGAUUAUCAUGUCUGCAGUGGCAGAGUGGGUAAAGCCCAGGAUUUAGAGACAUUUGGAAUGCUAGCUCUGUUGUUUUACUACCUAUGGAACCUUGGAAAAGUCAAGGGCCUGGGCCUCAGUUUACUUGUGUAUAAACUGAGAGACUAGAUUAGAUCAUCCCUGAGGCUUCUUCCUGCUCUAAUAUUCUUUGGGUGAACUUCCUAUGCUUCUAUGAUCCUGUGAUCUUUUUCAGAGUGUUGACUGUCUGUGUGACCUUGGGCAAAUCACUUACCUUUCCUGGGUCUCAGUUUCCUCCUUUGUAAAAAUGAAUGGAAUGGACUAGAUAACCUCUGAGUUCCUUCCACCUCUAGAUUUAUGAGCCCAUGAUGUGAGUCAGGUCUGGGACUUUUACCUAAAGAGUGGUCCCUAGCUUUAGGGAAGUGCUUAAUAAAUUCAUGAAGGGUAGAAGUGGCUAUUCUGCUAAAGUCCUUGCACCAGGAGAAGGUGCAGUUGUUAAAUAACUAUGACCAUGCUUAGGGGUGAUGUGAGGUGACUCUUGAGGAAUUUCUGCAUACACAUUGCCUGGGAAAACUACAGGAUUCUUUCUUCUGAAUGAAGCAGAUUUCCAUAUUGGGCUUAUCAAUGUGGCCAGUCUCUCCACCAGUGUAGAUCUCAACCCAUUGACCUAGUCUCAUCCGGUGUGAUUCUCAUCCAUAUUCUUCCAAAAGGGAUCCACUCAACACUCACCCAUUGGUUCUUUUUAUACUUCAUGGAUGCAUCAUAAUCAAGCUGUCCAUCUGCUGAGGCAUAAAAUGAGGAGAUACAUGUUCACCAAAGGUCUUUACCCACGCCAUGGAAUGCAUCUUGUACAUUGUCCAAAUGGAGGAGAAUGUUCUCCAGACACUUUUGGUAAUGAAUAGCACUGUGCUGGUUGCUUCAGGACCAAGGACACCACCAAGCUCUUUUAAUGAGAUACACAGCCAUUAAGAAGAAAUUGGCUCAGCCAUCCACAUAGGGAAAACUAAGUGGAUGAAGAAUAUGUGAUACUAAAAUUAAGAUAUCCCACUGGCUGGGUGACCAACCUGUGGAAUUAGUGCAUCAGGAUGUAUACACUUUAUUGAAAUAGUUCCCUAUUCAUAAGAGUUGGCUUGAGACAAGAGCCAUGGGGAAAAUAAGCUUAAUUCUUCUCAAGAGUGCCAAUGGUGUCUUUAAUUUAGGGGGGGGAUGUGAUUGAGGGGUGGGGAAAUCUUGUUCAGUAUUCAAAUAAUGAAUUAGGUUUUUCUUUUUUAAUGACUUCAUUACAUGGAACAUAACAUGUCUCUCACAUAAGUCUUAACCAAGAUGUAAGGCCAACAGAAAGGAACCAGCAAGGUUUCUUCUGCCAUUGUCAUUGCUUUGUGACCUCUGCCUAGUGACCUCACCUGUCUGUGCCUCAGCAUCUUCAUCUGUAGAACAGGGACAGGGCCCCUUGUCCCAUACCUACCUCACAGGGAUGUUGUGAGGACUAAUGUGCACUAAUUUCUGUAACACACUUCAUGACUUCUCAGAAGGGGCUCUACGGCAGUGGGCACCCCUCCGCUUCUCCCUUCAAAGAUGGGGGAAGAAGGUUAUUUGCUCUAGCUCAGAGCUUCUUUCACUCACUUCAGUCUCACUCAUGACUCAUAUGGAAAGUCAGGCCAAGGGCUUUAACAAACUCAGUCUGUUUCCAAACAGUGUCAAAAUGAUUGGAUGCAAAGGAAAAACACACCUAUCCACCUAUGUAAUGGUCAAAUAAGCAAUUGUACAGAAUUUUUCACUGGAUUGACUGCACUCAUCAGAUAAUUUAGCACAGCGCUAGGCCCACAAGAGGUGCUCAGUAAUUCUUUAAAAGACUUCAUUUUCUUGCAUGCAGAUAUCCAGGCCAAAAAAAAAAAUGUAAACAAAAAACUCAAAAGACUAAUCAUUUGUUUUAACUAAGAAGGCCUGUCUUUAUUAAAGCCAUUAAUACCUAUGUGAAUAAAUGAUAACAUAUUUGAUUUUCCACACUAUUAUAGCAAAUAUCCAACUUCAGGGAGAAUUUUUAAAAGCAUUUAUACCUGUAAACUAGAUCUUGCUUAGGCUAAAGAAUGCUAAUCCUUCCUAACAGAAGUGUAAAUUGAGGCCCAGUCAUGAAUUUGUUCACUGUGCUUCCCUAAAGCCAGGGACCACUCUUUGGUCUUUAGCCGUCCACUAGAAUGGGUCCAGAAGAUCAUUUCCUUCCCCUAAACAACUGGAAAUAUCUGGAUAAUACAUAUGUUAUAGUGAUUCUACCAUUUCAAUGGAGAAAUCCAUUAUAUACCCAUUGACUUGACUUUUUGACUUCAAACCCUUUACUCUUGCUGAAGCCGUGCAUGCUAGAAGGGCUAGUAAGACCAUAACCCACUAGGGCAUUGUUUCAUUUCAUGAUACUCAGGGUGCAAUUGGAAGCUACCUUUACCCAUACUACUGACGUCUGUCUAUGUCCCAUCCUUGUUUCCCAUUAGUACAAAAUUUCUGCAUGGUAUCCUGAGUAACAGGGUCUGCUGGAUCCCCGAACCCAAUAUCACAAAGGGAAAGAUAAAAGCUAGGUUAAACAUAAAAAGUUAGGUGGAACCUAACUAUAGUGUUGUGGCAACAUCAGUGGAUUUGGAGUGACAGGUCCCAGGUUCAAGUCUCAGCUUUUCCAUCUGCUACCCUUCAGACCUUUGGCAACUAACUCUCUUCACUUCCUGGGGCUUCAAUUUCCUCCUUUGUAAGACAGGAUUAGACUAAAUGAUCUCCAGGUCCUUUCCAGUUAUAAAGCCAAUAACCUAUUCUUUCCAUAUGCAUUACCACUUGAACAAAAAUUGAGUUAGCUCUCUUAGGGAGUCAAGUAAUGUUCUUGCAAAUGGAGGAUUGGUACACACUUGCAUAAUUUCAUAUCUGUGGCAUAAUGAGAAAGGCAGAGCCAUAACUAGGAUAGUUGACUGUGUGACCCUGGGAAAAUCACUUACCUUCUCUGGAUAUCAGUUUUUUCCUUUGUAAAAUGAGUGGGAUGGACUAAAUGACCUCUGAGGUCCCUUCCACCUCUAAAUUUAUGACUCUAUAGUGUGAGAUACGGUGCCUGGAACUUCGUCUCAAAGGGCCAACAUUUAAGAAGAUGCUGAAAACACUGUCCAAGAACAUAUUUCUUCCCUGCCUCCUACCCAGUGGCUUUGCCCUAACUAAGCAACCAUCUUCCUAUCCCAAAAGCAAAAAUUCCUAGUUAUGGCUCUGGAGAAAGGGGGAAAGACUCUCGGAAACUGGCAUGGCUUUUCAUAAACAGCUUUCCUCCCUAAAUUCCUAAAGUAAUGGUAGGUAAGGGAGCUCAUGAGCACCAAAUGUCAAAUUUCCUUCCAUGAGCAACUCAGUUAUUAAGCAUCCAGGGAUCUUGGACAUAAACUGGAUUUUUUAGGUCAUGAGACCUUAACCCUAAUUGUAAUCCCCCAUCAUCAGUUCCUGGACUACUUUAAGCUUUUUGGAGCAAGGAAAGUGAACAUCAUGGUGCUCAUCUUCAAAGACAAAGAUGACUCAUUGACCCAACAUCCAUAAGGCUUAGAGUUCUUUCUCUGAUCCUGGAAUCUGAUUUUGGCUCAUGAAAAAAGGUGGCCUCCCUUGUCCCAGAAGUUGAAUAAGGUAAGUUCUGUCUUUCUGGGGAGAUAUGGAGCCAAAAUGCCAGUUCUUCAAGUCUGUGAGAAGAGAAUGAAUGGGGAAAGGAAAUCAGAAGAGAGAUUUUUGUGAUGUGGAUUUGGCAUCAGCAGAGUUGGGACUAGCGACCAUGCCUGCUACUUGUCAGCUAUGCGACCUUGUAGGCCUCAAAUCCUCCACUGGCGGAAAAGAGAAGGGUUGGACUCGAUCAUGUUUAAGGUCCUUACCUGCUCUAAAUCAUCCGCCCCUCUGAGCAUAUGGAAGCAAUUUCUGUGUGUCUCUGGACCAACAGCCACUGGGAUGGAUGUGACCUCAAUCUCCAAGUGCAACAAGGCAUCUGUGUCCUGAGAAGGAAAUGUGUGUAUGUAUGUAUGUGUGUGUGUGUUUCCAUAUAAAGUACAACCUUCUUUGCCUGAC
Molecule: messenger RNA, 7540 nt
Organism: Phascolarctos cinereus (koala)
Lineage: Eukaryota; Metazoa; Chordata; Mammalia; Diprotodontia; Phascolarctidae
Gene: KAZN
Product: kazrin, periplakin interacting protein
Molecular function (GO): protein binding
Source: RefSeq, a predicted model, not a curated record